This is a messenger RNA of Oryza sativa Japonica Group (Japanese rice), 3803 nucleotides long. Lineage: Eukaryota; Viridiplantae; Streptophyta; Magnoliopsida; Poales; Poaceae. The record is from RefSeq and is a predicted model, not a curated record.
UGUUUUUUAUAGACAAAGAAAAUAAAGACAAUGCUGGAAAAUAAAACUACAUUGAAAAUAUCUUAAAACCAAUAUAAAAUUUGGUUUUUACUUUAGCUUUUCAUGACAACCAAUGAGGCUAAUCGCCCAACGGGAACGGAGACUGCAGUUUCCAUCCUACCCCAAGAGGCGGCGGACGGGGGUGCCGCGGUUGGGCGAACCAGCCGGCGAGGGCACGCGAGAUGAUCGGUCAAGGGCGGCGAGACUCGGCGACUCCUUCGCUCGGAGCGGAGGGCGGCGAGUCCUUCACUUCGCCGGCGGCAACCCGCCUCUGCGGUGUGAGGUUCAAGUGUUCGAUGAAAUGCCUCACCGAGUCUGGGCAUGGAGAUAGCUUUGCCGGUGAGGUCACUGAUAUGACGACAUGCCGAUGCAGAGGGAGAUGCUUGCUCUCAUUAGUUUAAUCUUCGAGGAGAAGAUCAAAUGGGAACACAACUGCAUUAGCAGCAGCAUCUGCAUUUCCAUGCUCAUAGUUAGACAUGGAGGGUGCUAUUUUUAGUGUGGCUGAGGGCACUGUUAGGAGCCUCCUGUCCAAGCUUAGCUCCCUUCUCUCCCAGGAGAGUUGGUUCGUGCGGGGUGUCCAUGGUGACAUACAAUACAUAAAAGAUGAGCUCGAGAGCAUGAAUGCAUUCCUCCGGUACCUCACUGUGUUGGAGGACCAUGACACCCAAGUGAGAAUCUGGAUGAAGCAGGUGAGGGAGAUUGCCUAUGAUGCCGAGGACUGCAUUGACCAGUUCACUCAUCAUCUUGGUGAGUCAUCAGGAAUUGGUUUCCUUUAUCGGCUAAUCUAUAUUCUUGGCAAACUAUGCUGUCGCCAUCGAAUCGCCAUGCAGCUACAAGAGCUAAAGGCCCGUGCACAGGAUGUCAGUGAGCGGCGUUCACGCUAUGAGGUGAUGCUGCCAAAGACCACACUUCAAGGAGCAGGCCCACGGCUUACCAGGCAUGCAUCUCGUCAUCUUGAUCCGCAGUUGCAUGCUCUCUUCACUGAGGAGGCACAGCUGGUGGGCCUUGAUGAACCAAGGGAUAAACUUGUCCGCUGGGUAAUGGAAGCGGAUCCUUGCCGGCGUGUGCUUGCCAUAGUUGGUUUUGGCGGCCUUGGGAAGACCACACUGGCAAGGAUGGUGUGUGAGAACCCAAUGGUGAAGGGUGCUGAUUUUCACUGCUGUCCAUUGUUCAUUGUGUCACAGACAUUCAAUAUCAGGACUCUGUUCCAGUACAUGAUAAGGGAACUGAUCCAGCGUCCGAACAAGGCAAUGGCUGUAGCAGGAGGUAAGCACGGUCAUACAAUGGACGGCAACAUGGAUGGAAUGGAAAGAUGGGAAGUUGCAGUGCUGGCUGAAAAAGUUAGGCAGUAUUUGCUAGACAAAAGGUAUAUUGUCAUCUUUGACGACAUAUGGACCAUAUCAGCUUGGGAGAGUAUCAGAUGUGCAUUGCCUGACAAUAAGAAGGGCAGCAGAGUAAUUAUAACCACACGGAAUGAAGAUGUGGCUAACACAUGUUGUUCAGGUCCCCAAGAUCAGGUUUACAAAAUGCAGCGUCUAUCAGAUGCUGCAUCACGAGAACUAUUCUUCAAGAGGAUAUUUGGUUCUGCAGAUAUAUCAUCAAAUGAAGAGUUGGAUGAAGUCUCGAAUUCCAUUUUGAAGAAAUGUGGAGGCUUGCCUUUAGCAAUAGUGAGUAUCGGCAGCCUUGUUGCGAGCAAGACAAAUAGGACCAAGGAAGAGUGGCAGAAGAUUUGUGACAACUUGGGCUCUGAACUUGAAACUAAUCCUACCCUGGAAGUUGCAAAGCAAGUGUUAACCCUGAGCUAUAAUGAUCUACCUUACCAUCUGAAGGCCUGCUUCUUGUAUCUAAGUAUUUUUCCUGAAAAUUAUGUGAUCAGGAGGGGGCCUUUGGUGAGGAGGUGGAUAGCCGAAGGUUUUGUCAACCAAAGGCAUGGACUAAGCAUGGAAGAGGUUGCCGAAAGUUACUUUGAUGAAUUUGUGGCCAGGAGUAUUGUACAACCUGUGAAAAUUGAUUGGAGUGGCAAGGUGAGGACUUGCAGAGUUCAUGACAUGAUGCUAGAAGUCAUCAUCUCCAAGUCGCUCGAGGAGAACUUUGCAUCCUUCUUGUGUGAUAAUGGACAUCCAUUGGUUUGCCAUGAUAAAAUCCGUCGUCUCUCCAUCCAUAACAGUCACAAUUCGGUGCAAAGAACAAGAGUCAGCGUAUCUCAUGUUCGCUCCUUUACAAUGUCAGCUUCCGUUGAGGAAGUUCCAAUGUUCUUUCCACAGAUGCGGCUGCUAAGAGUACUAGACUUGCAAGGUUCCAGCUGUCUGAACAACAGUACUCUGAACUAUAUCUGUAAAUUUUACCAGCUGAAGUAUCUGACACUCAGAAAGACCAAUAUUGGCAAAUUACCACGACUAAUUGGAAAUCUGAAAUACCUGGAGACACUGGACAUUAGGGCAACGCGUAUCAAGAGAUUACCAGCCAGUGCAAGCAACCUCAGUUGUCUCAAGCAUUUGUUAGUUGGGCACAAGGUACAACUUACAAGGACAACCAGCGUGAAGUGCUUCCGACCGGACUCAGGCUUGGAGAUGACGGCUGGGGUGGUUAAGAACAUGAUGGCUCUGCAAUCACUUGCCCAUAUAGUGGUCAAGGAGCGGCCAGCGGUGCUGAGUGAAAUUGGCCAGCUCCAAAAGUUACAGAAACUUAAUGUCUUGUUUCGCGGUGUGGAAGAGAACUGGAACGCAUUCCUUCAGUCUCUGGUAAAAUUGACUGGAUCUCUUCGCUCGCUCUCCAUUCACAUUCUGGAUGAGAAAGAGCACAGCUCAUCACUGGAAUAUCUAGCUCUUAUCGCAGAGUCGCCUCCUCUAUUCAUCAGAAAUUUUAGCCUGAAAGGCAAGUUGCAGAGGCUUCCUCCUUGGAUACCAUCACUUCGAAAUGUGUCCAGGAUUACUUUUCGUGACACUGGACUCCACGCUGAGGCCAUUGGAGUUCUUGGAGACCUGCCCAAUCUGCUCUGUCUCAAGCUCUACCAAAGGUCCUACGCUGAUGACCAUAUAUUUUUUGCUCAUGGUAAUUUUUUGAAGCUCAGAAUGUUGGUUAUUGAUAAUAUGGAGAACAUUCGCAAUGUGCACUUCGAGAAGGGCUCAGUCCCUAACCUUGAGUGGCUGACAAUAGCAUUCCUGCAAGAACCCAAGGAUGGGAUUACAGGUCUGGAGAAUCUGCUGAAGCUGAAGGAGAUAGAGUUCUUUGGCGACAUCAUAUUAUCCAUGGUGACUAAAGUGGCAUCCUGCAUGAAGGCACAUCCAAAUCGCCCGAGAGUGAUAGGUGACAAAUGGAACAAUGUGACGGAGUACGCUUAAGGAGCAAGCUCUAAACAACAUUGCUUCUAGAGGCCUGUUUGGUUUUGGUGUUCAGGUUCAGCUAGCUAGUUGGGCAAUGCUUGUACCUUCAUCUCGAAAUAUAAGUAUUUCUAGCUUUGAAUCUAGUCAAGCUUGUCUAGGCUUAAAGCCAGAAAUGCUUGCAUUUUGGGAAGUAGUUUGCAUUGCUUAUUUCAAGCAAUGCAGAAAGUGUAGUGUAACCAGCUGGACAGUAUGUAUUGAUAGUUUUUCAGGGUGUGUUCCUAAGAAGACAAGCUGAGUUGGUUUGUCAAGAGUAGUUGAAAGUACAACUCUGUAUUGUAUUUACCUUGCUUGUAAGAGCGGGGAAUCCUCUCGAUUCCAUUCGUUUCUUUGUGAAAUUGUUUACAUGGUUAGGUUGUCUUCGGAUGGCAUAUUUUUGCGCAA